UAUCCACCCCGAGAGGUGGCCCCGACGCUGCAGCCCGCUUCUCUUCCCUCCCUCUCAACCUCCCUCCCCAGUCCCCACCUCUCCUCCAAAACCGCAGGAGCCGCUGCGGCCCCGCUUCAUUCGCUCCGGUGCCAGUCGGGGAGCGGGCGGCCCUCGCCGCAGGCACGGCCCGGGGCGGGAGCAGCCCCGCCGCCUCCCCGCCGCCCUACUGCCAUGGCCGGGGUCGCGGCCCAGCCUUGACGAUGUUGCUGGGCGCCCCGCGGGCGGGCGGCUGGGAUCGCGGCCGGGUGGGCGAAAGGCUGCAGGCGGCCCUGGCCGGCCUCCAGGAGCUCCAGGUGCUGCGGGAGAAGCAGCGGGAGCUGGUGCGGGCAGCCCUGGCCAUGCCGCAGCGGCCGGCGGCGGGCGGAGCAGAGCAGCCCCUGUCGGCUCACAGCAAGGAACACCGGCUGGAGGCCACCCUCACCGCACUGAAGGAGCAGCUGUCUCGUUUGAGGAGACAGGAUGUCGGCUUGAAAAGCCACCUGGAUCAGCUGGACCAGCGAAUAAGUGAGCUGAAAUUGGACGUCAGUAAGACCUCCAGUGAAUACUUGGAUAGUGACAGCCGGCCCAGCUCAGGCUUCUAUGACCUGAGUGAUGGUGGUUCUUGCUCACUCUCCAAUUCUUGUACCUCUGUGUACAGUGAGUCCAUCUCUUCCUCCCACACCAGUCUCUUGCCAGGCUCUCAACACCCUAAAGCAAGGCUCAGUGUGUUUGAUUACCGACCCAAGUCUGCAGAUGAAACUACUGUGCACACCACCAGCUUCCAACAGCAGGGACCCUAUGUCAGCAAUGGAUGUCAGAUAACAGCUACCACAGACGUUUCUGGGACUCCUGCCAGGUCUCGGCCGAGGCCGGUUUCCACAGGUGACUUGGAAAGACUCAUUCCAGCAGACACUAGGUUUCAGAAGGAGGCAGAUGCCAAAUCCACGUUGCCCCUGUGCCAUGCCGGAGACAUGCACUUGUUCAGCAUGGACCCCAAAUUCCAGAACGACUUGGUCUCCAAGAAUGGCAUUGAUGUGUAUCCUUACCCAAGCCCCCUACAUGCAGUGGCUUUACAAAGUCCCCUUUUCUCCCUGGUAGGGCCAUCCCCAGAAGCAGACCUCCAGGCUCCUCCCUACAAACCCAUGCCUAGCACGACAGGUCCCAGCUUGAUUAGGACUAGGCCAACUGCUGAGGCCAGGCCAGGGGGUUACAUCAAUAAAUUGCUGCAUCUGACGAGAUGCAAAGGGAACAAUCGGGCUGAUGCCAGUGAGCGGGUUUCAACAAAGAGCCAGCCAGCCACAAUGCACCAGAGACUCAUCAUAACACCCAGCACCGGUGGAGUGAAAAUUAACAGCAGCAGUAGCCAGCUGGAAAAACAAGCGGGUUCUCUGGAAAGUAACAAAGCUGAAGGGAGGCUUCAGAGAGAGGUGCCAGAGGGGGAAUGUGCCGAGCAGCAGGAGACUGUGCGCUGUGUGAAUGAAAACCAGCCAUCCGCUCACCCUGACACUGAGCCAUCAGCUGUGAAUAGUUGUUAUCCUGCCAAGUCAGCAGCAAGGGGCGCUCCUCUGGCAGAAGAGACGGAGAGCAGCGUGGAGCACAGUUCAUCCUCCUCGCAGUUGUGCCAGGAGGACUCCAGCCUGGGCACCUGGAAUGCUAAAGCGGUCCCACCCAGAAAGGUGCCCCUCAAAAGAGGUGGCAAUGCCAAAUUGGCCGACUCAGGGGGUCAUGAGCGAAUGCCACGGAGUGAGUUUGUACAUGCACAGUUCGUUCCUGCAGAAUCCCACCAAGUCCGGGUCAAGUUUGCCAGCUCCAAAACAAAGGCAGUGAAGAUAAAGAGGAGGAACAGUGAAAAGGUCCUGCGGCCUGGGAAGCAAACCUUGUAUAUGGAGAAGGCAAGAGGGUCCCAUGGGGCUGCCAGGCUGUCUGCUGAGUGGAAUCAGCCCCAAAGACCACACGGAGCGAAGAGCCUUGUGCAGAGACCUUCGUAUUCUGGUGACGUGACCGGAAGGUCGUGCUCAGAGUCGAGCCUGUUCCCUGCGCAGGUGAGGCUCCCCACCGCGCCAUCCAGGCCAGAGCUCUACAGAGCCUCUGCCAAUGCUCUGCAUUCCCUGGAAGCAGCUUGCAUAGACACAGCCAGCAAGAAGAAGCAGCGCAAGUGGCAGUCCACAGUGGAAAUCUCUGCCAAGGCCCACCUGGCCGGCCUCUCUGGUAGCUUUGGCCUGGGAGGACCAAGGCAGCCAGCGAGGAGAGCAGGUAUCCUGCGUGCUGUCAGCAUGAGGGCUCGCUCCAAGAGCCAGCGCCAUGGAGCUUACGCCAAGAGCGAGUCUGACCACUCCGAGUACUCCGCAGAGUGUGCUUCCCUCUUUCACUCCACCAUCGCAGAGACCAGCGAAGGGGAGGUCAGUGAUUUCACAACUAACCGUUUUGGGGACAGCGAGUCCAGUGACAGCGAUUCGGAUGGCAGUAGUAACAGUAGCAGUCUUGCCCUUGACUAUGAUGAGGGGGAUGAAAGUGAGCUGAUCUGGCCUGAAGGUUCGGUCAGACAACUGGGGACUGUCCAGGCCUCUUCCAAGCCUCUUCUCCCAGUGCCCAAAAUCUGUCGCAUCAAAGCUUCAAAGGCACUAAAGAAGAAGAUUAGGAGAUUCCAGCCUGCCUCUCUGAAGGUCAUGACCAUGGUUUAGGGGAGAGCAAGCAUCUGUCUCUUACAGUGAGACAUCCUGCUGGCUCUCAUUUGCAAAACAAGAGAACUCAUGUGCAGAGAAAAGGACUUGCUUAAAUGAACUGUGAAUAAUCCCUGAAUCAACACAAGGGAUCUUGUUUGUUAAUGCCUGGACAUAAAUGUCACUGUGUCUAAUUUCCUCUUUUGCCAUUUAUUCUGUAAAUAUGAAUCUGUGUAUACUGUGUGAUGCCUUUUUUUACUAUGCAGAAUGGUCACUAUGGUGAAAAUGAAAUCGACCUCUGCCAUAAGAUUUUACAGGCAGGAUGGUUUGUUGACUAUAUGCACCCACAGAAUCAGUUCCAGACACAAAGAAGACAGGCUCUUCCCAACUGGAUUUUUGGUAGCAUCCCCCCCUCUUGUGAGGAAUUCUUGGCAGUCUGAAGUCUGCAUUAGCCAUCCAACUGUCACUAUGGAAUAUGUCAUAUGUCAUAUGUCAUAUGCUCGUAUGGAAAAGCUGUCAGUGCUCUCCAUAGCUCUUUCUUUAAAAUCAACCGUCCCAUACCUUCUCCCAAACAUUAGGCACAUGAGUCUGUUCUUCUGUAAAAAAAUAUAUGUUUAAUCAAGAAGGCAAAUGUAUUUGUGAAUGAGAACAAGACUUCAGGUUUUUUCCUGCUUUCAAAACUGAAAGUAUAGGUGGUUGGUUUGGUUUUGUUUUUUUUUUUUCAAACCUCUUCUUUAUGAUGUUCCAUGUUAUUGUCCGUUUGUUGAAUGGCUGAAAGAACACAAGGGCUCAGUGCCACAGCGUGUGAAUAGCUGGGACUGAGAUUAUAUAGCCCUGACCCUGAAAUUGCAAACUUAAUAAAUACUAUUUAAUGUACUUCUGAAAA
This is a messenger RNA of Columba livia (rock pigeon), 3567 nucleotides long. It is a transcript of the gene DACT2, whose product is annotated as dishevelled binding antagonist of beta catenin 2. Lineage: Eukaryota; Metazoa; Chordata; Aves; Columbiformes; Columbidae. Gene Ontology annotation, biological process: negative regulation of nodal signaling pathway. The record is from RefSeq and is a predicted model, not a curated record. Bases 243 to 2702 code for a protein of 819 amino acids. The transcript has 4 exons. Gene Ontology annotation, cellular component: cytoplasm.